AAAACUGGUUUUCCAAAUUUCCAAAGUCGAGAGGAAAAGCAAACUGCAAACAUCGGUCACGGAACUUCCUCGCUCUUCUUCUCCUCCUUCUUCCCCACAAGCACCACCUUCAGGACGGACCGGAUCCGCCAGGGUCCGAACCAUCCUCCAUUAUCAUCAUCAUUCUUCUCUCUCCCGACACAAAUUCCUUUCUGCAAUUCCAUUUCAAUUCAAUUCCGUUCUCCCUUUAUGCCACGCUGCUCAAGCUUCCGUUGCCGCUGCCGCUGCCGCUGCCGCCGAUUCAUCCCUAACUGAUGGAAUCAUCUGGUGCUGGUGGAACCCCGAGGGACACGUCGGUGAUCGUGCUGACAUUGGACUCUGACGAGGUCUACAUCAUUGCGAGCCUCUCCACUCGAACGGACACUCAGGUUAUCUACGUUGAUCCAACCACUGGUUCCCUCCGCUAUACUGCGAAGUUAGGGUUCGAUCUCUUCAGGUCUCAGACCGAAGCUCUCGAAUUCGUCACAAACGGAUUGCGUUCCAUAUUCAAGAGCAAGACCUACGCUAGGGCCAUCUUAGGCUAUGCUGCGUUGGGGAACUACGCGUUGUUGCUUCUGGCGACAAGGGUAACUGCAAGCGUAUCCUAUUUGCCCGGUGGAGGGUGCAUUUACACGGUGACAGAGAGCCAGUGGAUCAAGAUUUCACUGCAGAAUGCACAGCUGCAGGGGAAAGGGGAGGUUAAGAACAUCCAGGAGUUGACGGAGCUCGACAUUGAUGGGAAGCAUUAUUUCUGCGAGACAAGGGAUAUCACUAGGCCGUUUCCGAGUCACUUUCGGGUCGGGGAGCCCGACCAGGAGUUCGUUUGGAACGGGUGGUUCUCGCAGCCUUUUGCGAACAUUGGAUUGCCAAGGCAUUGUGUCACACUCCUGCAGGGGUUUGCAGAAUGUCGGAGUUUUGGAAGCUCUGGUCAACUAGAAGGUAUUGUUGCUCUCAUAGCACGGCGGAGCAGGCUACACCCCGGUACUCGUUACUUGGCGAGGGGGAUAAAUUCAUGUUACAGUACAGGAAAUGAAGUGGAAUGUGAGCAACUCGUAUGGGUCCCUAAACGAGCUGGUCAAAGUGUACCUUUCAACACAUAUGUAUGGCGAAGAGGUACAAUUCCUAUGUGGUGGGGUGCAGAGCUGAAAAUCACUGCUGCAGAAGCUGAAAUUUAUGUUUCCGAUAUUGAUCCGUAUAAAGGAAGUGUGCAGUAUUAUCAAAGACUGAGUAAGAGGUAUGAUACACGGAAUCUAAAUACAAGUGCUGGUGAGAAUCCAAGCCGAAAAGCUAUGGUUCCCAUUGUAUGCAUUAACCUGCUUCGAUAUGGAGAAGGAAAAUCAGAGUCCAUUUUGGUUCAGCAUUUUGAGGAGUCUUUAAACUUCAUUAGAUCAACUGGGAAGCUUCCAUAUACUCGGGUCCAUUUGAUACAUUAUGACUGGCAUCAAAGCAUAAAACUAAAAGGUGAACAACAGACAAUUGAAGGGUUAUGGAAGCUUUUAAAACCACCCACUAUAUUAAUAGGUAUCUCUGAAGGAGAUUAUUUGCCCUCACGACAACGAAUAAAUGAUUGCAGAGGUGAGGUCAUAUACAAUGAUGAUUUUGAUGGUGCCUUCUGCUUAAGAACACGUCAAAAUGGGGUAAUACGUUUUAAUUGUGCUGAUUCUCUUGAUAGAACCAAUGCUGCUAGUUUUUUUGGUUCCCUCCAAGUCUUCAUGGAGCAAUGUAGACGGCUGGCAAUAUCACUUGACAGUGAUAUUGCAUUUGGCUAUCAGUCAACCAAUAAUCAUUAUGGUGGAUAUACUGCUCCACUACCACCUGGGUGGGAAAAGCGAUCUGAUGCAGUUACAGGAAAAACAUAUUAUAUUGACCAUAACACCAGAACUACCACAUGGAUGCAUCCAUGUCCAGAUAAACCAUGGAAGAGAUUUGAUAUGACAUUUGAAGAGUUCAAGAGAUCAACUAUUUUAUCUCCUGUAUCUCAACUAGCUGAUCUUUUUCUUCUUGCUGGGGAUAUUCAUGCCACUCUUUACACUGGGUCUAAAGCAAUGCACAGUCAGAUUCUGAGCAUAUUCAACGAAGAUACAGGAGGGAAGUUUAAACAGUUUUCUGCUGCACAGAAUGUGAAAAUCACUUUGCAAAGAAGAUAUAAGAAUGCCGUUGUGGAUAGUUCUCGUCAAAAGCAGUUAGAAAUGUUUCUUGGAAUGAGGCUUUUCAAGCAUCUUCCCUCAAUUUCUCUUCAACCUCUACAAGUAUCAUCUCGGCCGUCUGGAUUCUGUCUCAAACCAGUUGCAAACUUAUUUCCUAUUGCGGGUGGUGAAGUUAGUCUUCUAAGUUUCAAGGGAAAAAACCUAGUUUGGAUUUGUCCACAGCCUGCAGAUGUAGUUGAAAUCUUUAUUUAUCUUGGUGAGCCUUGCCAUGUUUGUCAGCUUCUUCUCACAAUAUCCCAUGGUGCAGAUGAUUCAACUUAUCCAUCAACAGUUGAUGUGCGGACAGGACGCAAUUUGGAUGGGCUGAAACUUGUAUUGGAGGGUGCUUCUAUACCAAGGUGUGCUAGUGGAACAAACCUAUUAAUACCCCUACCUGGGGCAAUUAGUUCAGAAGACAUGGCUAUAACUGGAGCAAGCUCUCGCCUGCAUGCCCAAGAUGCAUCACCGUUGUCAUUACUGUAUGAUUUCGAGGAACUCGAGGGAGAGUGGGAUUUCCUUACUCGUGUAGUGGCGUUAACCUUUUAUCCUAACAUUUCUGGAAGGAACCCGUUGACUCUUGGUGAGGUACAUAUUUUUAAGCAUAUGAUAUUUCACACUGAUGAUGGCUUGACUAGCUAUGAUAUUAUAUGGCAAUUAAUUGAGCAUGUCAAAAAGUAUCAAGAGGAGCUUAAUCCCUUUUCCUCUGGUUCAGAGCUGAAUCAAUUCAACUCUUCAUCUACAGAAAAUGUGUCACCACCUGUGCAAGGAGGGAAUUCUGCUGACCUUUUGAUUGACCUCUUGUCUGGGGAAGACCCACUACCACACCCACUUGCUCAACCAGUUACUGAACAUGUCCAUUAUGAAAGUGACCCCCUUGAGUUUUUGGAUCAAGCUGUUGAAUAUCAUGGUGCUAAAAGUGAUUGUCAAAUUUCUUCAAAAGACACAACACAUUCAGAUUCUAGUACUGCACAAUAUUUAAAAUGCCUGAAAUCUCUUGCAGGGCCAAGUUUGCAAAAGAAACUAGUUUUCAUGGAAGCCAUGAAACUUGAAAUUGAGCGUCUUAAGCUGAAUCUCUCUGCUGCUGAAAGGGAUAGAGCACUGCUAUCUGUUGGAAUGGAUCCUGCAACUAUAAAUCCAAAUACAUUGCUCGACGAAGUUUACAUAGGGAGAUUGUCUAAAGUUGCAAGCACUCUCACACUGCUUGGUGAAGCUUCUCUUGAAGAUAAACGUAUUUCUGCUAUUGGUCUUGGGACUGUUGAUGACAAUGCAAUAGAUUUCUGGAAUAUUAUCAGAAAUGGGGAAAUCUGUUCUGGCGGCAAGUGUGAGGUGCGUGCUGAGAUUAAAAAGGCAGUUUAUUCAUCUGACGGGCCUUCAGAACCUGUAUUCUUGUGUUCUCAAUGUGAAAGGAAGGUUUGCAGAGUUUGCUGUGCUGGGAGAGGCGCACUUCUUCUUUCAGGUUAUAACUCAAGAGACCCUAUGAGUUAUAAUGGUGCAUCAAGCUAUGGUGGUCAAGUUGACCUCCCUGUAAACCGUCUAUUAGCACGUGAUGGUAUAAUUUGUAAGCGGUGCUGCCAGGAUAUUGUGCUUGAUGCAUUGAUCUUGGACUAUGUGAGAGUUCUGAUUAGCUUACGAAGAUCCGAUCGUGUGGAAAAGGCAGCUUACAAUGCUCUGAAGCAAAUCAUUGGGUCAUCUUGGGAUUGUCUUCUAGAAAAGAAUAAGGCCUCUGAUAAUCUGUCUGCAGACAAAUCAAUGCAGCUGAUACCAAAUGGAUAUGAAUCCGUGGCUGAAUUUCCUCUUGCCAGCUUUUUACAUCCGGUUGAAACAGCAUCAAACUCUGCCCCAUUUUUGUCGUUGCUUGCUCCAUUUAAUUUUGGUUCACGGCUAUCAUAUUGGAAAGCUCCAUCUAGUGCCACCUCUGUUGAAUUUGGUAUUGUCCUCGGUAAUAUGUCCGAUGUUAGAGGGGUUAUGUUAAUAGUCAGUUCAUGUGGCUACUCUAUGGCCGAUGCUCCUCUUGUGCAAAUUUGGGCAAGUGAUAAAAUACACAAGGAAGAAAGAUCAUUUAUGGGAAAAUGGGAUGUGCAAUCUAUGAUCAAGUCUUCCUCAGAGCUAUGUGGGCCUGAGACAUCAAGAACAGAGCAUAAAGUUCCUAGACAUUUAAAGUUUCCCUUUAAGAAUUCUGUUCGAUGCCGCAUAAUUUGGAUAAGUUUACGCCUUCAGCGGCCGGGUUCAAGUUCUAUAAAUAUUGGAAACGAUUUCAAUAUGUUGUCUCUAGAUGAGAAUCCUUUUGCACAAGAAACUCGACGGGCCUCUUUUGGAGGAUCCACUGAAAGUGAACCCUGUCUUCAUGCCAAGAGGAUUUUAGUCAUCGGUAGCCCCAGCAGAAAGGAAGUUGAUCUCAAGCCACAGCAAAGCCCUGAUCAGUUGAACCUGAAAGGAUGGUUGGAGAGAGCUCCACAAUUGAAUAGAUUUAAGGUUCCACUUGAGGCUGAAAGAUUAAUGGACAAUGAUCUUGUCCUGGAGCAGUAUCUAUCUGCUGCUUCUCCCUUGCUUGCUGGAUUCCGUCUAGAUGGCUUUAGUGCAAUAAAGCCUAGGGUCACCCAUUCACCUGCUUCAGAUGUUCAAAGUGAAAGUUUUUCAUCACUUCUGGAUGAUAGAUACAUUGCACCUGCAGUGUUAUACAUACAAGUGUCUGUUCUUCAGGAUUAUCAAAGCAUGGUGACCAUUGGCGAGUACCGAUUACCAGAGGCCAAGGUGGGAACACCAAUGUACUUCGAUUUCCCUAGGACAAUACAAACUCGCAGGAUUUCAUUCAAACUACUUGGAGACGUUGCAGCUUAUACAGAUGACCCUUCAGAACAAGAUGAUUCUGGCAACAGAGUUUCUCCUUUGGCAGCAGGCUUAUCUUUGUCCAACAGAGUUAAACUCUAUUACUAUGCCGAUCCAUAUGAGCUUGGGAAAUGGGCUAGCCUCUCAGCGGUUUAAUUACACGAUAGUGUGCUUCGGUUGUUGAUAUCGAUUUUGUAAACUUUUUCAAAUUUUGUUGUAUUAUGUCAUGUAAAGUCCAUUCAUUUAUGUAAUAUUAUAGUGUAGGAUUCUACUGUUAGUAAAUGGCAUUAGUACCUUGGUAUUUGAUGGAUUUUAUUUUUCUAUUUACCCACUUUUCAUUUAGCUUGUAACCAACUAGGCAGAAAGGUGAGUUUGAAGGUUCAAAUUCAGUACUUAGUCUACCAAAAUGGUGAAUUUCAUUUUUGAUUAUGGAGUGUAAUUUGAUUCUUUACAAUUUGAGUUUAUCGUUUAAUCA
Molecule: messenger RNA, 5505 nt
Organism: Arachis duranensis
Lineage: Eukaryota; Viridiplantae; Streptophyta; Magnoliopsida; Fabales; Fabaceae
Product: probable phosphoinositide phosphatase SAC9
Exons: 13
Coding region: 294-5186 (1630 amino acids)
Molecular function (GO): protein binding; phosphatase activity
Source: RefSeq, a predicted model, not a curated record